This is a messenger RNA of Anopheles stephensi (Asian malaria mosquito), 4765 nucleotides long. It is a transcript of the gene gzl, whose product is annotated as E3 ubiquitin-protein ligase RNF13. The transcript is spliced from 8 exons. Gene Ontology annotation, cellular component: nucleoplasm; cytoplasm. NCBI's taxonomy places the organism in Eukaryota, Metazoa, Arthropoda, Insecta, Diptera, Culicidae. The record is from RefSeq and is a predicted model, not a curated record. The coding region runs from base 1475 to 3379 and encodes 634 amino acids.
UCUCGCAGUACACACAUUAUUCGUGCCUGCGCUGCGCCUGAACGGGUUCGAUUAUUUGUACAGCGAUAAUAUAGCUGUUGGAAAAGAAAGAAGUGUGUUCACUAGAAUUUACGUAAAUUCGAACGAGCAAGUGGCGUCGCAAACGGAUCCCGCAUCCAUGAUAGUGUCCGCUGUAACGCGUCUCGUUGCGCUAGACGGGAAAACGGAAAGGUUAAACGCGCAGUAGAACCUACGGUGGUAGUGGCUUUUGGCUUUCCAGCCAGCAGCGCAACUUUGUUUUUGUAUGUGCACACAGGUCGGUGAAGGUGUUUUCUUGGUGCAUGAAGUGUUCUGUGCUGUGCCGUUCUGCUGCUGGUUAGUACGGUUAAAACGCAGUUUUUCAUUCAUCUCAGUGUUGUUCCCCAGAGAACUCCGUGCUUUCAUUCUUCGCUCUUCGUCCAAACCCUUGCGUGAAAAGAUACGGCACGGCUGUGUGGAAGCGGAUGUGUGUUUGUGUGUGUGCGUGAAUGCUGGCAAUGAUUGCAAUGUUUUCAAUCGCAAAGACAAUAAUGGCGACGGCUGCUUAGUGAUUACGUCCUCGCACGAUCUGCAGCCUACGUACAGUGAAGAAGUGGUCACUUUUUCAUCCGCUGCUCCGUGUACACAGGAGUUUCGGUGGUAGAUUUCGAUGGCAAGCAAACAGGAAAUGAGUCAUUCCAGGCGAUAAUCACUCGGGAAAAGGAACGGAUAAGGAACAAAUUUGUUUUGACUUUUUUUUUUCGUUCGUUGCAUUUCAUUGUGCUAGUUGUCAUCUGUGUCAAGCGUUUGCUGUUUACUAUGAUGCACAGUGUGUGCACACUCAACGGAGAGGAAAAACGGAAAACGUAGCAAAGAGCUUUUUGAUCGAAAGAACGGCAAACGGCAAACUCUGCUGGCUGAAAUGUACUAGCGGAAAUCAGCCGUAGGUUAUAUCGUGUACCGUUGGAAAACGAUCUCAAGUGCUACAAUCAAACGCAAACCGCUGUCGGAAAAUCUAUCACCGGGUGUGAUUGUGCGUUCCAUGUGUUGUUGCUGCUGCGAGUUUAAAGAAACAAUAAUUUCCCUGCGUACAAGCAUAACACACAAACAAUCAUCGUAUGUGAAGACAAUCGCACUCGUACCUGAUACACAAGCCUUAGCCCGGCUCCUGUCGUGAGCCUCCCAAUGCCGGCAACCUGAAGUGGAUGUUAGGCAUGAUCGUCAACAUCAUCACUAUCACCCUCCUAGAGCCGGACAGGCACUAGAGAGCUGUGAAGUUCAUUCUUCCAUCCGGGCGUUAAAAGUCCAGGACGAUCGCGCCCCGACGACCGAAGACGUCUAACGGCUAGCAAUAGGGGAACAGAUAAUAGGCGGCAAACAGAGCACGGGGGAACUAUAUAUAUAGUACACGGUCGAUUAUCGGCGUAACAGUGAAUCGCGCUCCAUUUUGAAACGUAAUCAAGCGGCGUGGCGUGAAAUGAACAUGCAGCCAGCAAUGACGGUGAUAAUGUCUGAGGAGCAGGACGGUUCAGAGCGUUUACAGCAGAAUGGCCGGUAUCAGCACCGGCCACCGAGUAAACCGCCAAUCGCCAAUCGGCGCACUCAUCGCCUGGUGUUGCUGGUUGCAAUGAUGCUGUUGAUGCUGCAGCUGAUACCCUGCGCAAAGGCAGACAUUCUAGUCUAUCAGAUGCUGAACGAUCAGAUUAUCGAAGAAUUUCGCGACCUUCCUGCGACGUUUGGGGGUGAAAUUCCUGACUCCGGGCUGAAGGUGCUGGCAGACAAAUCCGACCCACCGGAUGGUUGUACCGAAAUGCGUCCAGCACCGAACGUUACCAGCAAGUUCGCGGUAGUAAUCGCUCGGUACAACUGCUCGUUCGAGGUGAAGGUACGCAAUGCGCAACAGGCCGGAUACGCGAUGGUGAUCGUUCACAACGUGGGCAGUAACGAUUUGGAGCACAUGUCUGCUAAUCACCCGCAAGAUCUGCUCAUCCCGUCGGUGUUUGUCGGCGAAAGCAGCGGGCGCAGCAUCAUCGAGGCGUACCUGUACGAUCGCGAUUACGCGCUCGUCAUCACCGACGACAUCCCGUUCAACAUUAGCAACAAUCUGAUUAUUCCGUUCGCGAUCGUAGUUGGGCUGUGCUUCAUCAUCAUGCGUGUGUUGCAGGUGCUGUUCAUGAUUAUCCGGUGUAUUCGCGAGCGACGUCGCCGGAUGCGCCACCGGUUGCCGGCACGCGUGCUUCGCCGGAUCGGCAUCGUAAAGUUCGCCAAAGGGAUGCGCUUCGACGUGUGCGCCAUCUGUCUGGAAGAUUUUGUGGAGAACGAGCGGCUGCGGGUGCUGCCGUGUCGGCAUGCUUACCACGCGAUCUGCAUCGAUCCUUGGCUGACGAAGAACCGGCGCGUUUGUCCUAUCUGCAAGAGGCGAGUGAUUGUGCGCGGCGAAACACGGCAGCGCCGGUACUCGAGCGACAGCAUGUCAUCGACGAAUGCGGACGAAUCGACGCCGCUGCUCAACUCGACGGACAGCAGUGCAACGGUGGGCGGUGGUGGUGCAGCAGUCGUCGUGACCGCACCACCGGUCACAUCGUCUUCCACGCCAGCCGCUCCAGCCGGUACCGGUGCGGUUCCGCCGCCCGCUCCACCGCAAAGGGAGGAACAACAAACUCAACAGCAUGCCCCGCCCAGCAGCCAUGUGAUGGAGGUGCCAGCGUCCGAUGACGACGACGAGCUGCUGGACGAUCGGAAUGUACCUAGCGCAAGGUGGUUGUUGCGCGGCCGUGCCACCUCGCAACAGCAGCAGCAGCAGCAACAGCAGCAACAACCACCGAACGAGUCACCGUACACCUCGAUCGGUGACAAUGUUGUAGUUCCACUGUCCCGUUGGAGGUUUUUCCAAAGAUUUUUUUCCACUCAAUCUUCGACGGCCCAGCAAAACGAUGCCAUUGCUCAGCAAGAAUCAGGCUCAUCAUCAUCACAGCCAACAACACCCCUGCAACAAGCGCCCUCGUCUCUGCCGGUCAGUCCCACCGCAGCACCAGUCGGGACCGGCAACAACAUCCUCAACGCGCAGCUGUCCGGUUCGUUCCACGGUUCGGAGGACACGACCGACGACGAGCUGCUCGACGCAAUGCACCGCCACCGGGCUAAGCAGGCGCAGGUGCGCUCCGCACCGGACAUGCCCUCGACCAGCAUGGGUGCACGGCUCGGGGUGGCUGCGCUGCCAAACGUUAACUUUAACCCGGGCGGUGGGCUAGCAGCGCCAACGGAGCUAGCGCCCGCUGGCCCGGGCAAUAACAGGCGUGGGCCCGGUAACAGCAGACGCGCGCCCCGCCGUUCGCCGUGGUGGCCCGAAGCCGGUGGCAACAAUAAUAACCACAUUGUGUAGAUACGGUUUGCAAGGGAAGUUACGGUACGGUGUUGUACGUGUGUAUGGUAAGGCGCUUUCCACGGACAACCGAGACCCCGGUCGGGGUGACAGAGGUGGUGGUGGUGGAGGAGGAGGAGGAGGAGAGAUGUUUUUAGGAUAAUUUUAAAUGGCGUCGAGAAGUACGGCGAAAAUACCACCCCCCCCCCCUCCUCUCCCCUCCGUCUCCAUGGUGAUGAUGAACCGGAUGAACAAACACUGCACGCGGUUGUUCCCUUCAUUCAACAUGAUCAUCAUCAUCAUCGUCAGCCGGCAUAAUAAUGUGCGACCAUAUUGAUGUCGCUUACACACGUGAUAUAGGAGUACAUAUUUAUGUAAGCAUAACAGCAAGGAAAAAGCAAGCUUUUGUUUUUGUUCUUUUUUUUUUUUAUUUUGGAACGACGCCACGGCAACACAUUAUCACCACCAAACAGGCCGGCCGGUCGGAUAUGUUGUUUGUGAUGCAGGAAACAAAAAAAAAGCGAAAGCGAAACCUCUCGAAUGGGUUUGCAAAUUAACAAUUGUUGCCCGGUGUCCAGGUUUGCAUUGCCUCCUGCGUUCGUCCUGCAGGUGGUCGCUUCACGUUGAACUAGUUAUUACCUUAUUACCUUUACACAAGUAUGUAGUCACGUAGAGUUACAUUAAUCGUAUACCAUAUUUUCAUUUUACUAACCCGAACUGAGCAGAGGAAGGAAUUGAUUGGGUGGAUUGUGAUUUGUGGAAGUGUUGUACACCGAGCGCGAUAUGAGGGCAGAGCGAGUGAUGUUAUACCCGGUGCGUUCACAUCUUCCAACCUAUAAGACGUUAGGCCGUGGAGGGGCGUCCAUGUAGUAGCAGUAUCCCCAGAUUACACGCCAUUAAUGGAACUCGUCGGCUUUUUGUGUUUUUUUUUUGUUUUCGUUUUGUGGCUGCGUGCCCGCCCUCAUUAGUCUCCAAACGCCCAUCGUCGUCCUUUACCCACCAUCCGUGAUUAGUGCUAGUAGCGCGGCGUUAGAGAACAGCAAGUGGUAGUUAUGUGUAGAGAGUGAGAGAGAGAUAGAGAAAGAGAGGUGGGUUUAGGAAUAAAAAAAAACAUUCGAAGUAACCAUUGUAAAAUGGAUUGUCCAGUAAGCGAAAUCGAUUCAAUGUAGACAAUUUACGCGAGGAAGAUGCUAGUUGGUUGCAUCGGAAGUGGAGUAAGGUACGUUCAAUUGUGCAAAAGCGCUCGGCCUCUUGGAGGAAAUCGGUACAGAAAUGGAGAACUUGCGCCACUCAUCAUCCCCCACGCUGGAGGGAGACACUAAUGUAACUGAUUGAAUGCAUGCAACCACCAACUCAUCGUCGAAGAACAAAGAAUUUACAAUAAAGUCAACCACUAGUGAAACACGA